Molecule: messenger RNA, 8269 nt
Organism: Strongylocentrotus purpuratus (purple sea urchin)
Lineage: Eukaryota; Metazoa; Echinodermata; Echinoidea; Camarodonta; Strongylocentrotidae
Product: myocyte-specific enhancer factor 2C
Exons: 10
Coding region: 599-2119 (506 amino acids)
Biological process (GO): positive regulation of transcription by RNA polymerase II
Molecular function (GO): DNA-binding transcription factor activity, RNA polymerase II-specific; RNA polymerase II cis-regulatory region sequence-specific DNA binding; protein dimerization activity
Source: RefSeq, a predicted model, not a curated record
ACAGUUAUACCAAACAGGUAGCUAUCCAUGCAUGAACACUCCAAGGGGGUGAAACAGAGAGGUGAAGGAUGGCUUCUCAUUUGUUUCAAUAAUCACUGUACUUGAAACUCUUGUAUCACAGGAUUUCUAGUGUUUACAAUACUCUGUUAUAACUCUACAUGUGCAUUCUGAAGGAUUUUAAAGCAGUGAGACAACCUGGCCCUGGAGGAAACAUUCUUGCAGUGUUUGACCUAGUUAUCACAAGACAUGACUCUUGUGUGUUGGUGGUAUCACAGAUAAAUUUACUUUGUAUAAGAAAUAAAAGUCUAUCAAACAUGGUGAAGACAUAGUCAACGAUUCGCUUUCUGCAGCCUUUGUGCCCAUUUUUCCGUGAAUCACAGGAAACUUCUACCUGCUACCCGCUUUCCUAAGAUCAGUAGGUUCAAGCUGAUAACGUCUUGAAUGUUCACACCAGAUUUGAGGAAUACCGAGGAAAAGUAAACCCGCAGCACCGGUCGUAGUUGACUGGAAUAAAGGAUUUAACCGAGCGAGAACCCACGGACGGACCGACCCCCGGCUACCACCGCUAGCACUGGCUGGACUUCUGAAAGCAACCAGCAUGGGUCGCAAGAAGAUUCAGAUUUCAAGAAUCAAUGAUGAGAGGAAUAGACAGGUAACGUUCACAAAACGCAAGUUUGGUCUCAUGAAGAAGGCCUAUGAACUGAGUGUCCUGUGCGACUGUGAGAUAGCCCUCAUUAUCUUCAACAGUGGGAACAAGCUCUUCCAGUAUGCCAGCACAGACAUGGAUAAGGUGCUACUCAAGUACACAGAGUACAGUGAGCCUCAUGAAAGCAGGACCAACUCAGACAUCAUUGAGAUUCUGAAUAAGAAAGAGAACAAGGGAUGCGAGAGUCCGGACCCUGACUCUGAGUCCUACAUCCUAACGCCACGCACUGAAGCCAAAUACCAGAAGAUCAAUGAGGAAUUUGACAGAAUGAUGAAUGGUGGAAGUGGGCAACCCAUGAGCAGGUCACAGAUCCCUCCAGAGUACCCAGCUUCCAUGCCCGUGUCCGUCCCACAGACCUCCACUAUACCAUACAACGGAGGCCACCAUCACCAUCACCAUCAUCCACAUGGUCAACCCAGUCCCAACAGCAACCACAGCCAACAGCAGCAACAACAACAACAACAGCAACAGACACAUGUAACCAGCUCCAGUCUCAUGCAACCGCCCAUUGCCCGUAACAGCCUCAGCCCGCAGCCUCACAUGCUGAGUAGGACGAGUCUCAGUCCGGGUCCUGGUCCUAUGCGCAACAGUCUUAGUCCUCAGCCACAGAUCUCACGAAGUACACUCAGUCCACAACCGCCCAGACCAGCCAGUACAGAGCCGCAUGUGACAACUGUGACUGUGCCCAGGGACAGGGGCAAAUCCCCUGGAGGCUUGGGGCCUCAGGAAGAUGCAGGAAAUACAUACUUUCAUGUGCCGACCUCGAACAUGAACCCGGUGUCGCCCAGUGGAGGAGGGGGCAACAACAACCACCUCCCUCUGAAGGCCAUGGUCAAGCAGCCUGCCCCAAGGCCAAACCUCAAGGUCGUCAUACCAAGCUCAAGAGGGAACAUACCUAAUCAUGCUGCAGCAGCCCAGUUAGCGAAUCAGCCGUUAGCGACGCCAGCGGUGUCCCUGGCCACGCCUAGCAACCCACAGGGUCUUGCCAACUAUCCGUCGUCGUUACCUACGGCAUAUCAAACGGGUGGGGAAUUUCCCCUUACCAGUGCAGACCUAAGCCAGCUGACCAACUACAACUCCCCGCUGCUGUCGGGCUGGAGUCAUCUUCAGCAAGGCCCUCUAACGGCUGCUAUCCAAGCUGCUGGUAUAGGCAGUCAUAACCUGCCACCCUCUACAUCGAUGACGCAACACCAACAUGAGCGUGUGAUGGAGAUGGAGCAGUCGAUGAAUCCUAACAUCAAGUGUGAGCCGGUCUCACCACCCAAAGAGAGAAAGAUGAUGCAUCCACAGGGUCACCCGCAGCAGCAGCAGCAUCCUGGUAGCUCCCCUUCCCACUAUCCAAACCCUGAGGAUAUCCGCAAAGACCUUCCGCCCAGCAAAAGACCUCGCAUCAGCGAAGCCUGGGUAUCGUAAGGUCGGCCCGUCCAGGUUUUCAGCACAACCUCAUCGGACGCAGGGGAACAAAAGAGGGAGAGAGAGAGAGAGGGGGAAAGGGACAACCCCAUUUCCGAGCCGAGUCGCUGAAACUUGCUGAAAUCAAAAGGGACUUGUCCAUCAUAUUUGUUAACCUAGUGUGAAGAUAUGAUAUGAGAUUUAAAGAAAGAUGGACGACUUCUUCUGCACCAUUUUCCACCGCACCAAGUAUGCUAGCUCGGCAUUUGUACACCACACACACGCAUGAUUGUUGUCACAUUUUAGUUUCUUUUGUGUGAAACCUUACAGAUGUUGGAUGUGCCAACAUCUGGCUCUACAUUCAGAUCAAAGAUAUAGACAGAAAACCUAACUGAAUGUUCUUCAUACACGUUUGCACACACCUGUUACAUCAAACUCUCAGCACUGCUAGAGGAAACUUUGCCUGCUUUUACAAAGGAUGCUAUGAUAAGGAUAUGGAGAAAAUUAAGGACAAUACCCUUUAAAAGUUGCCACCAUUUUUUGUAAAAUGAACUUUUAAAAAAAAUACAUUAUAAACAAUUGUAAUCUAAACAAAAUGAAAUUUGAAUUUUAUCUGCACCAGAGGCAUUAAUGACCCCAGAAGAUUCUUGACAUUUUUAUUAUUUCAUCCAUACAUUUCACAUAUUUUAUCAAUAUUUAAUUUUAUUGUCAGCUUUUGUUUGUCAGCAAUGAAUUUAAAAGCGAAUCUUGUAGACUAUAAGCCCCUGCAAGGUUCAUAUAUUAUUUCAGAGUCUUCCCAAGUAUUAUUGAUGGGUUGAACUUUCAAAACAUGUUUUACUUUAGGUGUUAUUUUAAUGAGGCAAGUGGCCAUGAACACUCUUUAAUCCUGUGAGAUUAUAGUGCACACAUCCCAUAUAAGGCUUGCAUAUAUGAAUAACGUAGAAUUCUUUUGCGCUCAUAUUCAUACUCAUUUUAAAGCAUCCUUUCUUCUUGUGUCACGUAGAAGAAUAUGAACGAUCUUUGAGUAGAUAUUGAUAGAAUGAGAGGGAUGAAAAGUCUUGCCUGCAGAAAUAAGAAGCAGGCGAUAAAGAAAUCCAACUUAGAAAGUAAGAAGACAGCUCCACACCAAGGAGAGGAAGAAGAAAUUACCUGUAGAUAUGUGUUAUGGAAUACUGCACCCCCUCCCCCUCCCCCUCUCCCUUCCUCCGCAUGCACUGACCUUAUGAAGGGUCAAUAUUAUUUCACUUGUUCACCCUGAUAUGCUUGGGAAGAACGAGGGAAUUUUUUAAUUUUGCGUGGUUGAGGUUUCAAAGUACAGCACUCUUUUUUAAUGUCCAAUCACACAUCUCUGUGCAUAUUUAAAACGAAAAUUGAUUUUCUUUUACAUAAUAUGGUUCUGGCGGUGGAAAAUGAGUCAGAAGUAGUCAGUCAGAGGAGAAAAUUAUGGAAUAUGGGGUAAAUGCUUUAUAUUAUAUAUUUUGAUAUUGAAAAUAUAUAUUGUAUCUUGUGAUGUGCUUGUCCUUAUGUAGAAAAAAUUGCACUCUGUAUGUCAUUGGAGCAUUUGCUUCGACAAUUUGAUAUCGUGUUUUGUAUGAAAGCGUGUGAAACUUGGGUAACGAGCAUCAACGCAAGACCAUUCAGCGGCCUUGUUGGAGAGAAAGCCAUUCUUCAGAAAAGAUAUUCAUAGUGGAGAUAUUUUUGGAAGAUUACUGGGGCGGAAUUUACAAUAUAUAGUGCAGUUUUAUCUACACAUUAUUGUGUGUGUGCGUGUGUGUUUUGUGUAAUCUCAGUGAUUUGAUCUAUUGUAGAAUAGCUGGAGAUUGUUAAAUAAAAAAAGCAUCUGCACGAAUCCAUCUACUGUUGAGCAGUGAGUAUGUGUUCGUCUUGUACAAAGCAACGAAAAAAGAAAAAAAAAGAAAAAUGAUAAGUUACUAUGUAUAAGAAAUGAAAGGACUACAUUACAAUGUUGAGCUGCUUAUGUUGCAAGAUUUUUAUAAAAUCUCCUUUUUUCUCUUCAUGUGUUUUGCUCCCUCAGUUAAGUGGUAUAAUUGAUUUUGUUACAUUAUAAAAAUGUACAUAAACCGCCAUUAUUGUCGACUUCUGUCUUCACUUCAAUUUCAUUGAAAUAUUGUAGAUUUGCUCAUUGUUGAUUUAUAUUGAUUUUAUUCACAGCUCAAAUGAUGUGAUAUUAUUAGAAGCAGCUGGAUUACUAUAGUAUUAUUCACUGAAAAUCACCCAUAUUAAAUGCACAUACAAGUUGUGCUGGUGUUAAGACCAGCUGUUAAAGCAAGAUAAGAUGGAGGAGUUUGCUUACUUUUGAUUUGCAAAAGAGGACUGAAAUACGCCGCUGUGUAUACAUAAAUUAUCUUGUUUACGUACAAUAUUCAUAGAGUGAAUUUAUUAAUUGAUGAAAUUUGUUGUACAAAUGCGUUUUGAAAACAAGUGGUAUCGGAUAACUACCUUUUUGUAGAGUAAUGAAAUUACCAAAGUGAAUUUUAUGUAAAGAGAGAAGAAGAAUUGUGAUGAAUACAAUGGCACAGCUUUGUUAAUAGCAGAUCAGAACUAUAUUUAGUAAUAGUAAUAGAGGGGUUUUAUCGCUUGUAACAUAUCUUUUCAAAAAAUCGAUUUCGAGACUUCUAUAUUUUCCUCAACUGUUUUUUUUUUUCAUCUUUUUUUGAAAAGCAGUCUCUAUAAGUGAAUGAGAUCUAUUUAUGUACAUAUAUCGUGACAAAUGAACUGAGAAAUGAUUAACAAAAGAGAUAGAAUAUCCUUUUUGAAAGAUUUUAUAAGAAGAUUGAAAGUCUUAUGUACAGUAUGUACAGAAAUUUCAUCUUUACAACUGUGUUUGGAAAAAUAGAUUGCUUAUCAAUAUUAUCUAUGGUGUACAUGUCAGAUAUGAGUUGAAUACAUACAUGUACAUGUUGUAACUCUAUGGCACUGUGUCUGCUUUUUGGUUGGUUAUUACUAUUAUCUUGUAGAUAACUUGUUUCAUUUUUGUGCUUUAGCAUUCUUUACCAUGACUUUGUCAGUGUGUUUUAUUUUUGUUGUUAUUGUAUUCCUAUCCAUUUUUUUACAGUGUGAUUCUUAUUCCGUUAUAGAGUUUAUUUGUAUUCUUAUUCAGGUACAAUACCAAGAUCUGUCUUGUUUUUGUUUUUGCUCACUUCCCCAACGACAGCCUAGAUUGAAUUGAAUCACCCCCUUUUGAUUUCUUCCUCUUUGUUUUGUUUUUUGUUUUUACUCUCUUUUUUACUCUCUUAAAUGUAAUCGUGUUGCUACCUCAAUUGUUGAAACAAACGGAUUUUCAUUCUCUUUUUAACAUGUUGAGGGAAAAAAAUGGUCAAAUUUCAUAUUCUAUGUUCUGAGGAUUUCCUUGACAAAAUUAAGAAAAACAUUUAUGAAAGAUCGAACAUAUCAAUUAAAUACAGAUGUAUGAACAACACUUUGUAAUUGUAAGAAUAGCAGUGAAUACAGACAUACUAAAUGUUUUUGGCUUGCACUCGUUGGAGUAAACUGCAAGUAUGAACAGAAACAGAAAACCAAAUAGUUCACUUAUUGGUAGACAAAUUGUUUAGUUCUUGAUAUUGGUCCUUUCAUAUCUUCAUAAUAAAUCCUCCAGGAUAGCUAUCUAACCCAUGCCUAUGUAUCAUAACUGAUCUCAAUGAAACAUCCCAAUGACGUACGUUGAUACAAUCAUCUUAUUCUGUUAAGAGGUAUAAUUCAUGUACUUUUUAAAGUUCUUUUCCUCAAAAAUCUGUUAUGCAAAAUUCUACUUGUUUCACCAUUAAUUUGGAUAUUGCAUUAAUCAUCUUGAUGUUUUCAUUUCCUUUAUCCAAAGAUGUAUAUUUUUUAAAGGUAGACAUGAAUAUUGAAAUAGUGACCCAGGAUUGGUGAUUUGUGGCGGAUCAGGAGAACACACUCCCUUUGGUGGAAACAUAUCCCACUAUUAAAAUAAUGAACCUACAAAGAGUUAGAGAAUCAAGUCAUCCCAGUUUAUUAAUUACCUCCUGUAAUUUUUCUUACAGGUAUAUAUAGGUAGAAAGGGAUAAAACAAAAUCUCCACAUUGAUACAAAAAAAAUACAUUCUUUCUUAUAACACAGAAAGUGAAACUCAGUUAGUGCAUGAUGGCUCUUAUUCCUACUUAAAACUCUCUCUUUGAAAGGAUAUAGAAAUUGAAUUUACAGGAGGUACUACUGUUGAGAAAAAAACUCUGUCUUUUUAUUUUGCCAUUGUUGUCCAAACGUCAAGUAUAAACACGUCUGUGCCUUACAUGUUGUAGCUGUGUCACUGUGUUUGAUGUGGAGCAUGUAGUUUGUGACAUCUUGUAGGUAUUCAUUUUCAGAGCAAUUGCAGGAAUCCUUUGAAAGCCUUUGAAGCUAGGCAGUGGGUGUCAGUCACACACUUAAUCACCUCUACAGGGUAAUUUAGAGGUUGCCUGAAGAAGCCAUAUAUGCUCAGACGUUAACAAAUAAAGUUUCAUAAUUUCCUUGGCAGCACCAGAGCCAUCUUUACACAUAGUUAUGCCUGUUCAGUUUCAGGUCGACACAACAUUGCGCAUGUUUUUUCGAUUUGUGCUUGCUCAAUACUGAAAUCAACAUGUGCCAUGAUGUUAACCGACUGGAACCAAGUUGGCCCAAGUCUGUGCAUAGAUGGCUUUGGGCAUUACAAACUGCUCUAACACUCACAAAAGAUGCAAUGGCCUAUGUUUGAUAGGUUGAUGUAUAGCGUUGUAUGUUUUCCUGAGGGAGACGAAGUAAGCAACAACCAGAGAAGGCAUAUUCUGUAGUUUUGUUAAAAUUAGUCCUUGCAUAGUGUCCUUGUGUUACCAAGUGGUCGGUAAGAAUGUGUGUCGUUGCGUCCUUUAAGGGAUAACUAUGUCGUGAAUUUCUGUCAAAACUCACCUAUUGCACGUUAAAUAUCACACUUUUCUCUCUCUCUCUCUCUCUUUCUUUCUCUUUUUUUUUUCUCUCUCUCUCUCUCUCUCUCUCUCCACUUCUCUAUCUCUUGUUCACUAUCCUGAGUUACACAUUGGGAAGAACUGCAAAGUUUCGUUGUCCUGUAAAGCAAACCCACUAGAUUGUUAAUUUGAUUUUUGUAAAUCUCUUCCAUGAUGUUUUUUUGGUAGGGAUAGGGUUAUAUCCAUAUUGCUUACUAGAGUUUCGUACAAAGGACCAAUACAAUCUUGAUAUAUGAUACGUCUCAUGUUCUAACCCUUGUUUAAUAUAGUUGUAACUCAGUGUAGUUCCCAGAUGUUGUUUAAUCGUAGCUGAAACAAGUUGAUAUUAACGUUCAGGUUUUGCUGAAAGGAAAAAAGGACAUAAGCAGAAAUCUGACAUGAUUUUUAUAUCAUUUUGAUACAAAUGUUUUAACACCAAGUGGUUGUUUAAUCUUAUAUGAUUCCUUUUUACUCAUCAAGUUCAUAGUGAACUAAUUUUUCUAUCAUGUUUUCACGUUUUAUUAAUGAAAUAAAAGUUGUAGAACAUCUCUGGACAGUUGAUCAGUAUAUAAAAAGCUUAGCUCACACAAAAAGAUCAUGACAGAAGACAUGAUGAUGAUGUCUUCAAGCUAAAGUGAACAUUAAUUAAAUCCAUGAAUCAUGUGUUUAAGAUAAUGGUUACAUAUCAACUUCAAGAUGCAAAGCUUUGUACAUUUUUUGCAGUUGGUCUAACUGUAUCUAGAUGUCUGUCUGUGUUUUUGAUAAAUAAAUGCAAGAAAUGUAUGAAAAUGUGGAAAUAUACAUGUGCAUGUGGAUUUUCAUUGCACCAUAAAAGAAGAAUUAUGUGCUGACCUGGCUGUUUGUCAAUUUAUUGGAAGUCGCUCUUCUUUUAUAUCCAGUAUAAGUAGACUUGUUUAAAUAUUUGUCGAAGCGUUACUGCAUAGAUGUUUUCGUAGGGUAACUAGCGAUCCAGUAUUACAGCCAGUGUGUAGUACUAAUUGGAUGGAAAAAAUAUAUAUUUUUGUUGACUAUACAAAUGAAAUUUUAAAGAGAUGAUGCAGGAUGACCAUGCUAUUCUGUAUCGUUGGUAACCUCACAGAUUUUAAAGAAAAGAUAUGAAAAAAUAUUUGAGUGCAGAUAGUUUUAUGUAUGUUUCACAGCCUUUGUAUAUGUACAUUAUAAUUAAUCAGUUGUGGAAUUAAUUACUAUUAAAAAAGAUGAUUUAUCUUGAAUCUCA